This is a messenger RNA of Peromyscus eremicus (cactus mouse), 3707 nucleotides long. It is a transcript of the gene Atp9b, whose product is annotated as ATPase phospholipid transporting 9B (putative). The record is from RefSeq and is a predicted model, not a curated record. Gene Ontology annotation, biological process: retrograde vesicle-mediated transport, Golgi to endoplasmic reticulum; phospholipid translocation; endocytosis. The transcript is spliced from 34 exons. Gene Ontology annotation, molecular function: magnesium ion binding; ATP binding; ATPase-coupled intramembrane lipid carrier activity. Gene Ontology annotation, cellular component: trans-Golgi network; plasma membrane; endosome. Lineage: Eukaryota; Metazoa; Chordata; Mammalia; Rodentia; Cricetidae.
GUGGGCGGGGCGCCGCGCUAGGGUGCUUCGGCCCUGGCUGGAACUGAGUGGACCCGGCUGGGAGGAGACGCGGAGUUGAGUAUAGCUGGCGGGGCUGGCCGGAGCAUGGCGGACCAGAUCCCUCUGUACCCGGUGCGCAGCGCGGCGGCUGCCGCAGCCAGCCAGAGACGCGCGGCCUACUACAGCGCCGCUGGGCCGGGGCCGGGUGCCGACCGGCGCGGCAGGUACCAGCUGGAGGAUGAGUCUGCCCAUUUGGAUGAAAUGCCACUGAUGAUGUCUGAAGAAGGCUUUGAGAAUGAUGAAAGUGAUUACCACACAUUACCUCGAGCUAGGCUCACACGAAGAAAAAGAGGACUAGAGUGGUUUGUCUGUGGUGGAUGGAAGUUCCUCUGUACCAGUUGCUGUGAUUGGCUGAUAAAUGUUUGUCAAAGAAAGAAAGAACUGAAAGCUCGAACAGUAUGGCUUGGAUGUCCAGAGAAGUGUGAAGAAAAACAUCCUAGGAAUUCUAUAAAAAAUCAGAAAUACAAUGUAUUUACCUUUAUACCUGGGGUUUUGUAUGAACAGUUCAAGUUUUUCUUGAAUCUCUAUUUUCUGGUAGUGUCCUGCUCACAGUUUGUACCAGCAUUGAAAAUUGGCUACCUCUACACCUACUGGGCUCCUCUGGGAUUUGUCUUGGCUGUUACUAUUGCACGUGAAGCGAUUGAUGAAUUUCGACGUUUUCAGCGAGACAAGGAAAUGAAUUCACAAUUAUAUAGCAAGCUUACAGUAAGAGGUAAAGUGCAAGUGAAGAGUUCAGACAUACAAGUUGGAGACCUCAUCAUAGUGGAAAAGAACCAAAGAAUUCCAUCAGAUAUGGUCUUUCUUAGAACUUCAGAGAAAGCAGGUUCAUGUUUUAUCCGCACGGACCAGCUAGAUGGUGAGACCGACUGGAAGCUGAAGGUGGCGGUGAGCUGCACACAGAGGCUGCCAGCCCUAGGGGACCUUUUUUCUAUCAGUGCCUAUGUUUAUGCUCAGAAACCACAACUGGAUAUUCAUAGUUUUGAAGGAACAUUUACCAGGGAAGACAGUGAUCCUCCCAUUCAUGAAAGUCUCAGUAUAGAAAACACAUUGUGGGCAAGCACCAUUGUUGCAUCAGGUACUGUAAUAGGUGUUGUCAUUUAUACUGGAAAAGAGACUCGAAGUGUAAUGAACACAUCCAAUCCAAAAAAUAAGGUAGGCUAGAUUAAGGAUAAACUUAAUGAAUUAACUGGAACACUCUUUCUGGUUUUUGUAGUAAUAGAUGUCCUGGAGGUGACCUUCUUCAGUGGUCCAUAUUUUGUGCAUUUAUUUCUUUUCUUGUUAAUAAGCAAAAAUCUUGUCCCUCUCAGUCUGCGGGUAAACUUGGACAUGGGCAAAGCAGCAUAUGGAUGGAUGAUUAUGAAAGAUGAGAAUAUUCCUGGGACAGUUGUUCGGACCAGCACAAUACCAGAGGAACUUGGACGCUUGGUGUACUUACUGACAGACAAAACAGGGACUCUCACUCAGAAUGAGAUGGUAUUCAAGCGGCUCCAUCUGGGCACUGUCUCCUACGGAACAGACACUAUGGAUGAAAUCCAAAGCCACGUCUUCAAUUCCUACUUGCAGGUACACCCCCAAGCAAGUGGGCACAACCCAAGUGCUGCUCCACUGAGAAGAAGCCAGUCUUCAACCCCUAAAGUUAAAAAAAGCGUCAGCAGCAGAAUCCACGAAGCAGUGAAAGCCAUCGCCCUUUGUCACAACGUCACUCCUGUGUACGAAGCUCGCACUGGAGUCACUGGGGAGACGGAGUUUGCUGAAGCAGACCAAGACUUCAGUGACGAGAACCGCACCUACCAGGCAUCCAGCCCUGAUGAGGUGGCACUGGUGCGGUGGACAGAGAGUGUCGGGCUCACUCUGGUCAGCAGGGACCUUGCUUCCAUGCAGCUGAAGACCCCCGGUGGCCAGGUCUUGACUUACUGCAUCCUGCAGAUGUUCCCCUUCACCUCUGAGAGCAAGCGGAUGGGCAUCAUUGUCAGAGACGAAUCCACAGCAGAAAUCACAUUCUACAUGAAAGGUGCUGAUGUCGCAAUGUCCACCAUUGUCCAGUACAAUGACUGGCUGGAAGAGGAGUGUGGAAACAUGGCACGUGAAGGACUGCGGACUCUUGUGGUGGCCAAGAGGACUCUGACAGAGGAGCAGUACCAGGACUUUGAAAGCCGAUACAGUCAAGCCAAAUUGAGCAUCCAUGACCGGACCCUGAAAGUAGCUGCAGUUGUGGAAAGCCUAGAGAGGGAGAUGGAGCUAUUGUGCCUCACUGGGGUGGAGGACCAACUGCAAGCUGAUGUGAGGCCCACACUCGAGAUGCUGCGGAAUGCAGGAAUCAAGAUUUGGAUGCUAACAGGCGAUAAACUGGAGACAGCUACCUGCAUUGCCAAAAGCUCUCACUUGGUGUCCAGAACUCAAGACAUUCAUAUUUUCAGGCCAGUCACCAAUCGGGGAGAGGCCCAUUUGGAGCUGAAUGCAUUUAGAAGGAAGCACGAUUGUGCUCUAGUCAUAUCUGGGGACUCUCUGGAGGUCUGCCUGAGGUACUACGAGCAUGAACUUGUGGAGCUGGCCUGCCAAUGCCCUGCUGUGGUCUGCUGCCGCUGCUCGCCCACCCAGAAGGCCCACAUCGUGACCCUGUUGCGCCAGCAUACCAGAAAGCGCACCUGUGCCAUUGGUGAUGGAGGAAAUGAUGUGAGCAUGAUCCAGGCAGCGGACUGUGGGAUUGGGAUUGAAGGGAAGGAGGGGAAGCAGGCUUCACUGGCAGCGGACUUCUCCAUCACACAGUUCAGACACAUCGGCAGGCUCCUCAUGGUGCAUGGGCGGAACAGCUACAAGCGGUCUGCAGCACUCGGCCAGUUUGUCAUGCACAGGGGCCUCAUCAUCUCCACUAUGCAGGCUGUGUUUUCUUCAGUCUUCUACUUCGCAUCUGUUCCGCUGUACCAGGGAUUCCUUAUGGUUGGGUAUGCCACUAUCUACACCAUGUUCCCAGUCUUCUCCUUAGUGUUGGACCAAGAUGUGAAGCCGGAAAUGGCAAUUCUCUACCCAGAGUUGUACAAGGACCUCACCAAGGGGAGAUCCCUUUCCUUCAAGACCUUCCUCAUUUGGGUUUUGAUCAGUAUUUACCAAGGUGGCAUCCUCAUGUACGGGGCUCUGGUGCUCUUCGAGGCGGAGUUCGUCCAUGUCGUGGCCAUCUCCUUCACAGCACUCAUCCUGACUGAGCUGCUCAUGGUAGCUCUGACUAUCAGGACAUGGCACUGGCUGAUGGUUGUGGCAGAGUUCCUCAGUCUGGGCUGCUAUGUUGCCUCACUUGCUUUUCUAAAUGAGUAUUUUGGUAUAGGCAGAGUAUCUUUUGGCGCUUUCUUAGAUGUUGCCUUCAUCACAACUGUGACCUUCUUGUGGAAAGUGUCAGCCAUCACUGUGGUCAGCUGCCUUCCACUCUACGUGCUCAAGUACUUGAAGCGAAAGCUGUCCCCUCCCAGCUACUCCAAGCUGUCCUCCUGAGUAUGACAAGAGGCCAGGGUGCCGCUGUCCGGGUCAAAUGAGACGACGAUGGGAGGAAGCCCUGAGCAGAUGCCUGGCACACAGUGACUCAGAAGGUCUGUGUAGCACUGGUCCUUGGCCGGAUUGAAGAAAAGGACUGUUUAAUAAAGGAUCAUUAGACCUGA